Molecule: messenger RNA, 2547 nt
Organism: Musa acuminata AAA Group (dessert banana)
Lineage: Eukaryota; Viridiplantae; Streptophyta; Magnoliopsida; Zingiberales; Musaceae
Exons: 5
Coding region: 528-2324 (598 amino acids)
Biological process (GO): regulation of transcription by RNA polymerase II
Molecular function (GO): DNA binding
Source: RefSeq, a predicted model, not a curated record
AGAAAACCUCUGAUUCCAACCUUCUUAUCUUCAACAAUUAAUGCUCUAAACAAACCUAAAAGGCUAAAACAGAAGCAUCCGCCGAUCAGUCUUUACCUUUCCCUUCUCCUACCAUUCAUUACCUCCAAAACCCCAUUCAAAAAAGCCUUCCUUUUUCCGUCUGCUCCAUUCCGUUCGCCCCCUUCCUCCUCCGCCACCUCCUGCAUUAAUUGCCUCCUCCAGCGCCACCCAUCGUCGCGCUUUCUUUGUUGCUGUCGUCCCUGUUAUCCUGCUAAUUAUGAUGCACUUUCCCCCGUUAGCACGCCCUUUCCUCCUUACUGUUAGCUUCCGCAACGGAAAUCCCCUCACGAUUCCUUCUUUCCUUUCGGCGUGUUGCGCGUGCAUGCAUUUUGUCGAAGGAAAGCCGCACGUUUUGCUGCUCCCCGUCUCUUCUCGCUCAGUUCCCAACCUGAAAGCCCUCGCCUUUUCGCUCCUCUGCGCCCGCUAUCCCUCGUGUCCGCUGCCCGUGGUUCGGGAUUUGAGUUGAGAUGGAGCACGCGGACGGGAGCCUCGGAGAGGGGCCUCUUGAGGACGGAUUAAUGGCGAAGAAGCAGAUGAAGAGUCCAUCACAGGUGCAGAUCCUCGAGGAAGCUUAUGCAGUGGAGCCGAAUCCAAGUACGUGGAUGAAGGAGAAGUUAGCAAGAAGAACAGGGCUGGAGUACAUGCAAGUCCAGAACUGGUUUGGGAAUCGGCGGUUCCUGGACAAGCAUGGUCCUCGGAGGUACACACCCAGGAAGAAUCGUGAUCAUCUCCUGGGUGGUGGAAACUAUAUGUAUCUGGCGCCCGAGUUCAGUCCUGGAUCGACCUCCAGCAUGCCAUUGGUUAGUGUUGCAAGAGCUGGCCCGUCAUUUAUAAUUGGAUCGGCAUGUGCAGACGAACCCUUGAGUUUGAAGAGGCACCAGCCACCGCAAACCUUCAUGCCUGCAGGAACAUCCUUGGUGCAGCCCAGAGUGGGGCCUGCCCUGCAAUUGCCUUCAUCAGUGACGCAACCGCAUGUGUGGCCAAUGUACCAAAAGCUGCAACAAGCAGUCACGCAUGCUGAGGAUAAACUGGGGCAUCCUUCAAGAACUUAUGAGCCAAUCAGUACCAAGUUCAAGCCUUUGACUUCUGGAACUUUUGAGGUUCCUUUAGUUACAGUACAUAGGGAACAAAAAAAUACUUGGCAACCUUGUGAUGGCAAAGAAACUGAGGGAGCAUGGUCAGAGUCAAUUAAGGAGUCAACAUUCUUGGCUAGGUUGGAAUGUGGUUUAGUGACAAGUCCAUUUAAUGAAUCAGAUGUCACUGUUCCAGAUGUUCACAUGCAUGAUGUUAAGGCUCCAAGGACUGUCCGUGAAUACCAGUUCUUUCCAAUGGAACCAAGCUGGUUACUGAAUUAUGAAAAUGUCGAUCAUACUCGUCCUGUGUCUUCAAUUAAUAUUUCAAGUCAUGGAGGGCGAACUUCAAAUAAACAUGCGUGUGCCAUUUCAUCUUUUUCUUCUCAAUAUAAGGCAUCAGAUGCCACUCAUCAAUCUCAACAAGGUGGGGUCAAGACUGCAUCUUCACUAUCAGAAUACCACAAAGCCCCAAAUUGUGUUCUUCCGAACUGUGCACCUGAUGACCGUUAUGCUGUUCGUCAGGUUACUCAACUGGGCAAUCCAUUUUAUUUAUCUGAUAAGGCGAAUAUCCAUUAUGACAGUUAUCGCAGGAUGGAGAAGGCACAGAUACACUCAUCAGAAUCAUCAGGUGACAAUGAAUUCCAUCCUUUUGAUCAUGCAAGAAUCUCCACUCCGGCAGCCUUUGAGGACACGAACAACAGGGAUGGCAACUGGACCAUGCAAAACCAGAGAAGAUAUCAGUCAUAUCGGCUUCAUGCGCACGGUUAUGAUUGCUUUCGCGUAAUGCCGCGGGGGAGAUCUGAUACCGCAUCAGCAGAUGUUACACGCCAAGUGAACUAUUUUAGCGACACCGAUGAUAGUUGCAGACCAGUUGUUGCAAAGUGGAAUCACAAAGAAAACCGAGCUGUUUACAUCACAGAUGACAGUGACAACACUCUAUCCAUGUCAUGUGGAACUGAAUCAACUUUGAGCUAUGGAUACGAUGAUGAGGCAGCUGCAAAUGUGAAAGGGCAUGCAGGAGGCAAAUCCAUGGUAGAAACUGAUGUUAAUGAUGAAGAGGAUCAUGCAGGCGAGGCUCACAGUCGAUGGAAACACUUCAAUGUUGCUGGGAUUGGUGAGGAUGAUGAUGAGAUGGAGGAUAUGGAUUGCAAGGAUGGGGAUUCACCCCUUUCUUCAGAACACACUCUCUAGCAUUCUGUACUUCUCAUAUAGACAGGUAUAUGUAAGAACAGAAAUCAUUGACAUUAUUUCUGUUCAUCAGACUUGGUGUCGGCAUUUCUCAACAUCACCAUGCACUGUUUCAGUUGUUUGGUAAUGAUAUGUGAUGAAACAGUUGCAGCAGCUUUGUGGUGCUUAUGUAAUGAAUGCUCUAGUGAAGCAAUUGCUUUGCAUGGAUGUAAAAUCCAUUGUUUUA